CGAAAGAAGGUUACAGCAGCGAGCGAUAAGAGACAGUGAGCACCAGUACAGGAACGAGGUGGGAAGACCAGGAGUUCGUCACAAUAUUUCAUUGUGAACAGUCACAGGAAGAAUACUUGUGCUACACGGAGUAAAUACGUUAACAAACUUAACCUAUUCGUUUGAUAUUUUGUUUGCUUCACAUACCAGCUAUUAGAAAACAUAUUAGGAUUUGUUGUUUUUACUUUCAACAGCUCCUUUUCGGAGCGAAAAAGCGUGUAUCAUCUUUAUAUUCCUUCGUUUUAUUUUCUUUACGUUGAGUUUUGCGACUCAAAUAUAAUAACAGCAAGAAUAUGAGAGCACAAAUUGAAGUAAUACCCUGCAAGAUCUGUGGGGACAAGUCAUCAGGGAUCCACUAUGGUGUAAUCACCUGCGAAGGCUGCAAGGGCUUCUUCCGACGCAGCCAGCAGAACAAUGCUAUAUACUCCUGUUCCCGGCAGAGGAACUGUCUGAUUGACCGCACCAAUCGGAAUCGCUGCCAACACUGCCGGCUGCAGAAGUGCCUGGCCCUAGGCAUGAGCCGUGAUGCGGUGAAGUUUGGCCGCAUGUCCAAGAAGCAGAGAGACAGCCUGUAUGCUGAGGUCCAGAAGCACCAGGCAUCCCAGGAGUUAACUGCCGCCCGUGAGGAGGGAGGCGAGGUCGGAGGUCACAGCCGGGCAUACAGCAGAGGCUCCAGUGCCGCCCUCAGCGACCUUGAUGACAUCACCUUGCCAGACGGCCUGCUGUGUGACCUGCCCCUGACACCAGAGGGCGCUGAAAGAGAGUACUGCAAUCUGGAAAUUAUGGGGGGAAGCGGGGGUAGCAGCUCCUCCUCUCAAAGCUCGCCCGAACAGAACGGACUGGACUUCGGAGACAGCAACCACCACAUCAAGCACGAGUACCAACUGCUGCACGAGUCCGGCCUGUUCACACACGCGCUGCUCAACCCUCUACCCGAGGGAUUCUCCAUGCUCGAGAUCGAACGUAUAACUGCUAGUGUGGUAAAGUCUCACAUAGAGACCAGUCAGCAUGGCAGUGAGGAGCUGAAGAGGCUUGUCUGGUCCCUGUACACUCCUGAGGAGACACGCAGCUUCCAGAGCAAGUCUGCGGAGGUCAUGUGGCAGCAGUGUGCCAUCCACCUCACCAAUGCCAUCCAGUACGUGGUGGAGUUUGCCAAGCGCAUCAAUGGAUUCCUGGAUCUCUGUCAGAACGACCAGGUCAUUCUUCUCAAAGCAGCAUCCUUUGUCCCCCUUUUCUCCCUUUUCCUCUUCCUCUCCAUCUUUACGGUCUCCUCUUCAGGAUGUCUGGAUGUGCUUCUGAUUCGCAUGUGUCGAGCCUACAACCCCAUCAACAACACUAUUCUGUUUGAUAGCAAGUUUGCUAGCGUACAGACCUUCAAAGCUCUUGGUUGUGAUGACCUUGUGGGUGCUGUGUUUGACCUGGCCAAGAGCCUGAGUCGUAUGCAGCUCUCUGAAGAGGAGAUGGCUCUGUUCAGUGCUUCUGUUCUCCUGUCACCAGACCGACCAUGGUUGACAGACAGGCAACAGGUACAGAAGCUUCAAGAGAAAGUAUAUCUGGCUCUGCAACAUUGUCUACACAGAGGUGGCUCAUCAGAGGAGAAACUGGCAAAGAUGGUGUCCAAGCUUCCCAUGAUGAAGUCCAUCUGCAAUCUCCACAUUGACAAGCUCGAGUUUUUCAGUCUGCUCCACCCGGAGACUGCAUACAAUUUCCCCCCUCUGUACCGUGAGGUGUUCAGCAGUGAAAUCACCUUCCCAGACUCCACAAUGGACUAAAAAUCUGUUUAGAUAUGAAAGUGAUUCAUAUAGAGACAAAAAGAUGUAGGGAACGAGAGGUAGGGAGAGGAAUGUGGCAACAGCGAAGUAACCAGCAGCUCUGUGACAACCCUGCACGCUACACUUUAGGACAUACUACUCUCACCUCAGACCUCCACCCUAUGGAGUUGCUUGGACUGUAAGCCAGUCCAGGCCACAAAAUUCAAUACUAGGUGCUGGGUACUAUAUGCAUGCUGCCUAUUUUGGGGGGAGUAAAACGGUUCUGAGAAUGUAUUUUUGCAAUCUCAGAUGGUUUUUCUAAGAGCUUUGAGAUUUCCCUUAAGCAGAAGUCCUCUGUAAAACCAGUUUGACUUCUUUUCCAGUUCUCAAUGUCCUUGUAAGAUAAUCUUGAAUGUACCCCACAGACAUGCAGCACAGCCCAAGGCAUGAGACUGAAUGUACUAUACAAUCCUGCCCCAUUGGAGGAGAUGCUGUGUAGUCUCUUUUUUAUCUUAUUGCAGUUUGACAGCUGCAUUUUUUUUCUCCAGUUUCUUAUUUGGUAGUGCCCAUACUUUGCCGUUUUGUAUCCUAUGAACAAACUGUUUAAAGGGACCAAGAUCAAAUGGAUAAGUGGGCACAUUUUUUUGCAUGCAAGACAUGGACGAUGCAACUAUUACCAUGCAUGCAGACUUGCACACACAGCACUAAGACAAAGCACUUAUGCUGACCUAUACAUGUAUUUUUACAGGCACACAUUCAGACACUGAUAUUUUUCAGCUCGACUUACAUUUUUUAGGUGCAAUCAAAGACCUCAGUCCCACUACAUUUUCCCUUGCAAAUGCCACUUAGAGAGAGAGCAAGAGAGAAGAAUCACAUAAGUAUUUUUAAAUGUUCUUUAACUAUACACUUAUAUUUACUCAUGUGAAAAUAAAAUUAGACAGAGAUUUAAAUAUAUAUAUAUUGAGAGGGAGGGAGAGGGGGAGAUGUAUAAUACGUAAAAAUUAUUCAGGUUGUUAUUGUAAAAGAGAAUGUGUUAUCAAUGACUCACCUGGUUAAAUAAAGGCAAAUAAAUAAAUAGAUUCGCCAGUACAGCGUCUUUCAAAGUAUUUCUGGUCAUAUUCCGGGGUACUGGGAUGGAAAAUUAUUAGAUGAAUAGCACUUACCGACAAUGAGCCCUCUCUCACCGAAUCUGGACCCUUUUCUCGUGCUACAAAUAAUUUCAGGGUUCCAGCUCAGAGACUGACGAUUGUCCUCCUGAAACUGACAGAAGUGGGACAUCCUCCUGCCUCAGACAGGCAGGACUAAAGCAACUGAGGUAGAGUUCCCCAGGAAAUGAAGGAUAUUUCCCAUCCCUCAAACCAGGGGUCUCUAGGUCCAAUACAAGACUUUGUUCAAGAGGGAAAGGAAGCAGAUGAUAAGAAGAAAACAAAUAGGUGGUGAAAACACUUUCCAGUGCUCCCACCUGGGCACCAACAACAAUUUGGAAGGGGUGUUUAGAGUUUGACCUUUGACUAGUAUGGGGAAGGUGGGGACUCAUGCUCCCCCUGUAUGUUUUUAGGCAGUCUACUGUUUCAGACUGAACUGAAAGUGUGAUGAUUUGUUAAUGAUGCCUUCUCUCCCUAACCCUCCCCCGUCUACCUCACCCUCUCAAAAAACACUCACGGCAUAAUGAAGGGUUAACAGAGCCAUCAGCUACCCCCCAGAGUUAGGGAUUUCAACAUUUAGAUUAUAGAGUAUUUGAGAUGUCAUAAUUUAUAAUGCAAUUUGAAGGAUGAUGAUAUAGUACAAAAAUAUGUAUUUUAUGUUUAUAUAUUUUUCCACACUGUUUAUUUGGGAGCAUUAAAUCUGCCCCUCUGUCUUCAAUGAGAGCGCAGAUUUGUAUUAAUCUAUACUAGGAAGUCAAAGUUAGAUUUAACAUCUCUUUUUAGGGAGAGGGACAUUGGGUGUGGCAGGAUAUUACUUUUGAACUAUUCUUAAAGGGGCUUUUCGGAUUUCAAAAAACUCUCAACACCCUCAGUACAAAGCUUGUACAUAGACAAGCUGCAGUGUGAAAGGUUUGGUCAGAGCAGAAUACUUGUAUUACUUUUACCACAAUAAGAGAGAAUCACUUACGGGCCUUGAAUAUUUUCUGUCCAAUUAUAUUUCAAUAAUCAUAUGUUUCACUUUGCAAUGCUGGAACAGUGCGGUUCUUCAUACUGUAUAUAUAAAAGUAGUUGGUAUUUAGGGGGAUACACUUUUCUGGGAGCUUACAACCAUGUCAUAUUGGGACUGUGCAAUAAUGUCUUUCCCGAUUUCAGUUAGGAAGGUCUAAACAGCCCUGUUUAGAUGUCUCAGUAGACUUCAUAAGCACUCCAGCCUGAGACCCCUUAAAAGUACAGCACAAGAGGUUUUUAAUUCUCUCAACAUAACAACACCCAACUUUUACACAGAACUAGUUUAACUGACUUGAGUUUAUGGUUCGUAAGGCAGAGGGGAUUCUAUUAAGUGAAAUGCUUUGUAAGUGUUUAGAACUUAGAUGGUUAUGUAUUUGCACACCUAAAACUGCCUUUUCUUUCUUUUAAGGCAGUUCGCAAGGUGUGCAGUUACAUUUCCUCUCAGUCACUCAGGGAGAUAGCUGGGCUCUCUGUUCCAGUGUUUUUGUCAGUUAGCCUAGUCUGACACCUUGCGCGGAAUAGAAGACCUUAAAACCUUGAUCACCGUGUACAUGUUCUUGUGAAUGUUGAUCACAAAAGUAUCAAAGGUUUGAUCCCAGUCUAAUAUCAAUAUUAUUACAGGACUUUUGAGCCUACAUUUUUGAAUAAAUAGGAUCUAAAAUGUAAUUACAUUUAAAGAUGGAUUUUAAUCUAUGUACCCUGUGUUGGUUUUGUUGUGAUCUUUUGUUUCUUAAUUUCUAUCGUUGUCUGUCAUAUUUUUUCUCAUCAGUUUAGUGUCCUCCUUUUUGUCUUGGAGAGUUGUUAUUCUAUUUUUUCAAUAAUAUCUCCCUAAAGGUUCCUCUCUUUUCAUGAUACUUCUAUUUAUCAUGUUUUCAUUCUAUUUUAAGAUGAUUAUUGAAAUCAAUAUGGAUUUUUAAAAUAUAUAAUUUAGAAUAUAUUAUGAAUAUGAAGCCUAUGGGUAUUUUUUAACACAUUAAAGAGUUCUUGUUGUAGCUACAAUGGAGACACAAUAUGUGGAUUUAAGAAUGUAAUAAAAGUCAUUUUACAAUAA
Molecule: messenger RNA, 4994 nt
Organism: Salvelinus namaycush (lake trout)
Lineage: Eukaryota; Metazoa; Chordata; Actinopteri; Salmoniformes; Salmonidae
Product: nuclear receptor ROR-beta-like
Exons: 10
Coding region: 333-1811 (492 amino acids)
Biological process (GO): regulation of transcription by RNA polymerase II
Cellular component (GO): nucleus
Molecular function (GO): RNA polymerase II cis-regulatory region sequence-specific DNA binding; zinc ion binding; nuclear receptor activity
Source: RefSeq, a predicted model, not a curated record